Molecule: messenger RNA, 1180 nt
Organism: Silurus meridionalis
Lineage: Eukaryota; Metazoa; Chordata; Actinopteri; Siluriformes; Siluridae
Exons: 6
Coding region: 411-950 (179 amino acids)
Source: RefSeq, a predicted model, not a curated record
GCUUGGGAUCGGCACUAAGAGUGCACUGGCUUGUGCAACCGUAAUAGCUACAUCAUCUCCAUUUUACCAACCACCACAAAAAAAACUGAUGCCAACCAAACACUUCACUACUUUUCAAACAAUUUUUCACAUAGUAGCUUAAAAUAUAUUCCUAAAUAAAUACAUUAUUUUGUAUGCAGUGAUAAUGUAUAGAGGUAAACAAUUACAUAUUACAUGAUUUAUGUUUAUAUGGCCUGUUUAUAUUUAUGUGGCUUGUAAUGUUUAUCAUAUACUUCUGAAGCAUAAAACACUCAGAUUAUGUUACACAAGUUUGUAUCUUUUAUUUGUAAGUUGCUAUAUGUUGUAACGUGUCAUGUGUUGUGUAUUAUGUUACCUAUUUUAGCUCUUGAAUGACACUAAUCCUACAGUAAAUGUUCCUUCCUGUAGGUGUGUUUUUGAUGAUGGCCCGGUCUCAGGAGUAUACGUGCUGUACAGAGACACUGCCUAACGGCUCUGUGUCCUACAUUCUGAAUGACACUCUUCCCGAAGACUGGAUCAGCAGCUGGACUAAAAACGGUGAUGUUAUAGCAAGUGAAGAUGGGGAAAUAGACAAACACUACGUUUUGUCUAAGACAGAGAAAGGAUACAUCCUGAAGCAAAAUUAUCCUGGUGUCGUCUGCAAGUUGGAGAGUCCAAAGAAUGGGGUAUCCAGGGAGAUUAAGUGUAUAGAACUGUGUAAACCGGAACCAGUCAUUAAAGCAGGUGGCACAAACCCACUCCACACUGUUCUCCCCAUUGUCCUGCCCAUUGCCCUCCUCUUCCUCUUUUUUAUUGCUGGUUACUUCAUUUAUAAAAAGUGUCAAAGGAGAUCUCACCGUGACAUUGAAGCCACUAUUCGAAUGCAUCCUAUAAAUGAGCAAGGCCAGGACCAGAAUAUGGACUGGGACCAGGAAGCUCUAAAUCAUCAGUAAACAAUUAGAGUGAAUCUAAAUCUUUUGCAUAUAAUACUAUAUUAUACUAUAAUACUAUAUUAAUAUGAUCUAAUUAUAAUAGACUAUAAACAGUACUAUAUACUCUAUAAUAUACUGUGGAUAAAAUAAUAUUUAAUGUGUGCAUAUACACACACACACACACACAAACACGCACACGUGUAUGUAGCGUCUACUUGCGUGUAGCAAGUAAACAUAAAAUAUAUGAUAUA